UCCAGCUCGUUUUGGAGAUUAUUUUAUAUUUCCCUCUUCCGAAGAAAUCGUAACCCUAACUCUUUGAACUUUUUUAAUAUCUCUUCUCAGUUCGAUUCUAAUCUCAAAUCUGAAUUUCAAUUUCGAUUUGAAAUCCUAAAUCCAUUUUCUUGAUGGGUCGAGAUUCUGCUACUUCGCUAGCACCGGGGUUCCGAUUCCACCCUACCGAUGAAGAACUUGUUAGUUAUUAUUUGAAGCGCAAAGUCUCUGGAAAACCCUUUCGUUUUGAUGCUAUUUCAGAUGUUGAUAUCUACAAAUCCGAACCCUGGGAUCUCCCUGGGAAAUCGAAGCUGAAGAGUAGGGAUUUGGAGUGGUAUUUCUUCAGUGCUUUGGAUAAGAAAUAUGGCAAUAGUUCGAGGACUAACAGGGCUACGGAGAAAGGGUAUUGGAAGACGACGGGAAAGGAUCGGCCGGUCCGCCAUAACGCGAGGACUGUUGGAAUGAAGAAGACUCUUGUGUAUCAUAUUGGGCGGGCUCCUCGUGGUGCACGAACCAAUUGGGUGAUGCACGAAUACAAACUCACGGAUGAGGAAUUGGGGAAAUUUGCAAUUGUUCAGGAUGCGUUUGUGCUGUGUAGGAUAUUCCAGAAGAGUGGUACUGGACCAAAAAACGGAGAGCAGUAUGGUGCCCCUUUUGUUGAGGAGGAAUGGGAAGAUAAUGAUGAGCUGACUUUGGUACCUGGUGAUGAGCAAGUGGCGGAAGAAAUUCUAGCUGGUGGUGGCAUUUUUGUUGAAGGCAAUGACUUCAGUCAGAAUGUCGAUGAAGAUCUUCUAUCUGAAAUUGCACCACCACCACCAUUCGACUUCUAUUAUGGUGAGUCGAGCAACUCUAUGGAGCAAUCUGACAAUUUCAUCGAAGAUGAUCGAAAACCUGCAGUAGGCAUAUGUGAGACAUCAGAGCUACCCGAUGGACAGAAGUUCUUUGUUUUACCAGAUGAGUGUCGAUUACGUGACAGAUUGGUCAAACAUGAGUAUCUUGCUGAAUCAAGCAAUGCUGCUGCUGAUGAGAUCGAUGCUAGUGAUGUCGAUGGUCAUUACGCAUUGGACAAGCCAUUCUUUAGUACUUCUGAUAAUCCUUCUUUUAGUGAUGAACUACUUUUGGAAUCCAAUGAGCUCUCAAACCCUACUGAUAGUGAUCCUGCUGCUUUUGACGUGCUUGAAGAGUAUCUUACGUUCUUCGACGCAGACGGUGAUAACGUAGAUUUGUCUUUCGAUCCCUCCGAAAUUCUCGAGAGUGAGAGCUCUGUUCCUGAUCAAGCAGUUCUUCCAGAGGUCGUUGGUGGUGCCACUGAACAUGCAUCUCCCAACAAACAUACUUCAGAUUUACGUUACGACAACGAGGCUUCCUCGUCCUCGUCUAUGCAAAGAUCCGAGGAUCCAAAACCAGAAUCAGAUCUCAAAUACCCAUUCCUCAAACACACAAGCCACAUGCUGGGCAGCAUUCCUGCUCCAUUUGCUUCACAGUUCACUUCAAAAGAUGCUGCUCUUCAUCUUAACUCAGCUCCACAAGCUUCAAGCUCCGUUCGUGUCACCGCAGGCAUGAUCGUCAUAAGAAACACAACACUAAAUGGAGACGAAAUGAACAACUUAUAUGGCAAGAAUUCAGUUCUCAACCUUAUCUAUUUGUACGGGAUCGUCGAAGGCGACAUCUAUCCCUCUCAGUUGUCACCAACUGCUGAUGCACAUCACAGCAAGUCGGGAUCUCUGAUGUCUCGCUACUUCGUCUACUUCUUCAUCCUGUUCUGGCUUCUAAUCCUUUCAGUGAGCUUCAAAGUUGCAAGGUGCAUCCAUUCCAGGUGACUUAUCUAUUCAAGUUUCAAUAUCCAAAACUCAAGAAACAUCGAAAAAGUAGUAUUAGCUGGUAGUUUAGAAACUUUCUAGGCUACCUCCUGCAAUAUCUAUUCAAAUAUCAAUAGUUCUAGACUAACUGCCAAUGAAUUGGUGGCUAACUAAACUUUUUAUCUCUUCCUUCUUUUGUAUUUUAAUUUCAGAACUUUUUACAGUUCAUAGUUGCAGGGCUUUACUGUACUUUACCAAUUUAUUAGAGUAAAGGUCGGAAGCUUCUCUUUCCACGACGUUUAUGUAAUUCGUUCGAUAAACCAUCUUAAUCUUCAAUAAGCAUAAGCUGUAUGAAGUUAACUC
Messenger RNA from Cucurbita moschata (crookneck pumpkin), 2180 nucleotides. RefSeq names its product NAC domain-containing protein 53-like. NCBI's taxonomy places the organism in Eukaryota, Viridiplantae, Streptophyta, Magnoliopsida, Cucurbitales, Cucurbitaceae. Gene Ontology annotation, molecular function: DNA binding. The transcript is spliced from 6 exons. Gene Ontology annotation, biological process: regulation of DNA-templated transcription. The coding region runs from base 153 to 1838 and encodes 561 amino acids. The record is from RefSeq and is a predicted model, not a curated record.